Molecule: messenger RNA, 1843 nt
Organism: Rosa rugosa (rugosa rose)
Lineage: Eukaryota; Viridiplantae; Streptophyta; Magnoliopsida; Rosales; Rosaceae
Product: NAC transcription factor 29-like
Exons: 3
Coding region: 475-1515 (346 amino acids)
Biological process (GO): regulation of DNA-templated transcription
Molecular function (GO): DNA binding
Source: RefSeq, a predicted model, not a curated record
UCUGUAAUACAUGUUCGGUAUAUCCAUAAUGCACAUUAACCACAUGCUAGUUAACAUGUAAAAACAUUAAUUGGCGUAAAAAGUUCAUUCUCAAUUUAUAAAAUUAAGGGAUAAAUUAAAUCGAAUUGAGACUCUACUCACCAAAUUAAUGCUCUAUUUUAAAAUAAUUAUUGCCAAGGAAUCACUCAAUCCAAACAGGUUGGUUCGAAGAAUGUACUUCCAAUAUGUAAAUCCAAAUAGGUUGCUGUCCCUCGUUCCUUUUCUUUCAAGAGUUCAAGAAUUUACGUGAGAGAGGGAUCAACACUUUGUUAACUAUCUUACCUAAUGUCGGUAUCUGCAUGAAAAUGCACAUAUAUAUAAUGCCUCUUCCACAAACAUUGCUUUACAUUUCCAACUGUUUUGCUUGAUAUUAUCGUUGCUUCUUUUAUAUUCCCCCAAUCUCCAAUAACACUUCUCUCUCAGUUCUCUGCUUCCAUGGAGAUAGAACCAACCUUUAGUGCUUCACCUAAUUUCCAAUUACCUCCUGGUUUCAGAUUCCAUCCAUCUGAUGAAGAACUCAUUGUUCACUACCUGCAAAGAAAAGUCACUUCACGGCCACUUCCAGCACACUUGAUCACAGAAAUCGAUCUCUAUAAGUAUAAUCCAUGGGAGCUACCUAAGAUGGCUUUGUUUGGGGAAGAUGAAUGGUAUUUCUUUAGCCCGAGGGAGAGGAAGUAUCCCAACGGGGAGAGGCCUAAUAGAGCAGCAGCUUCAGGUUACUGGAAAGCUGCUGGAAGUGACAAGCCAAUUCUCACCUCUUGUGGAAUAUCGAAGCGCAUAGGAGUCAAGAAGGCUUUGGUCUUUUACACUGGUCGAGCUCCAACAGGAAUUAAAACUGAAUGGAUCAUGGUCGAGUAUAGACUGCUCGACAAUACAACUAAACCCUCAAGGUCAAAAGGGUCUAUGAGAUUGGAUGAUUGGGUACUAUGUCGGGUUCAACAGAAAGGAAACACAUCAAAGAAUACAUGUAACAGUCAAGGCUCUAGCCCUGAAUAUUGGAGUUGCCUACAGAGAGUUGAGCAGACACAGCAUGCAUCUGCCGACCUUAAUACUGAGAUGACCAAUGAUUUCCUUUACAAAGACUGUACACUAUUAGCUUCCAUCCUUGCUGGUCAAGCUCCACCUAUUUCAAGUGUUAGCUUCCAAAGGACCAACGAUGGCUAUGAAGUUGGUACUAAUUAUAAGGUAAACUCCACGAUAUCCAUUUCUACUCCGGGGAUUAUUUCCGACACACUAAAAAGGAAAAGUACAGAAGAAAUUACAAAAGAAAAUCCCUUUCGACUCGACAACAAUCUAGCCAGCAAAAACAGUGAUGAGGAUCUUCUUCCUAGCAAGAGCCUGGAAGAAAACUAUGUCAACAGCUACAACCACAAUCACUCUCAAAAUAAUAUUCUCGAAGCUAAUCCAAUAGAUACCACUGACUAUGAAGAACUCAAUGAAAUGGCCAUCCUUGGUAGGUACUUUGCAGGAAUCUGAGUGUCUUCACUAAAAGACAGCAGGCGAAUUAUCAGGCUGUACAGCAUCAAAUGUAAUCAAGGUGUAUAGUACAUGGAUCGGCGUCCAAGACUGGACAAUGAAUAUAAGCAGAAGUAGUAAUUUAUAGUUUGGUAACUCUAUUUGUGUGGAGCAGGUUCUCCUGGUUGUUUAUAUUUGCUAUUGUCUUCAGUCUUCGUAACACUAAAAUAAUCAAUAGUCUCAUAGCUAGACAUGCAUAAAAGUUGGCUUGACCAUGGUUUGAACUAGAAAGACAAUGCAUAAUGAUUUUUAAUAAUGUAAUGAUAUAAGAAUCGCAAUUAUUCCUCAA